UCGGCAUAAGUAAAAUGUAUACCACAACGAUCUACCCCAAUAACUUUCCCAUUCUUGCUCAUGGAUCCUGGGGCAAUUUUCUAUGGACGCUUUAGUGGAAAUGGUAAGUUUAUAGCAUCUUUUCCACAUUCAUUCAUGGUUUUCUGUAGUCAAAAUUGCGGUUCAAUUACGAGCUAUUCAUUGGGAUUUGGGUUUGGAGUUGAUAAAUGUUGAGCUUGUUUUGAAGGUUGAAUCAAUUAAGAAAGUCAACGAGUGCUCAAAGAUGCUCCUCAGUUCCAAAGCUAGGGAAUUUGGACUGCAGUCUAGAUUAGAAGAAUUUUACCAGUUUCGAUGACUCUACCGAAUAUUCUUCGCUCUUUCUUCGAUUUCGGACCAAACAAGAGUCGGAAUUCUACGUAGGUAUCCCCUAAGCUCUAUAUUUCUAUUCUCAAAACCAGAUUCUAGGUUCCAGGCUCCAGGCCCCCAGCCCCCCAGUCCUCAGUCCCCUAUUCCGGUCACCACAUUCCGCAUGAACGAACCCCUUAACUACAAUUAUGAGUGCCAACUACUGUAUCUUCACCUCCUACAAGCUCUUUUUCCUCAUCUCCGGCUGUUCUGAAAUAGCCAGCACCGCGAUCUACCUCAAUACCACGGUUGUUCACCCGGGCUCUGCGAUUAACGGACAAUACGUAAGAAAAUAAAAGAAAUUGCUUUGUGGAGGUUUGAUAACACGGGUGUUGUUCCUUACUAUCAUGCAAAAUUUCCUGGUGUUUCCCUCUAGUUUGCGAAAUAUGCGGGCGUGGAUGUAAGAUAGACAUUGAUAUUUUUGACGACGUGUCGAAUCUCUGUACUUAGACACAGGCGAGAUGUGCAUGGGAAAUCCAGGUUUAUGGAAAGCGUGUUACUUUUUGUUUGUCCU
Molecule: messenger RNA, 898 nt
Organism: Sclerotinia trifoliorum
Lineage: Eukaryota; Fungi; Ascomycota; Leotiomycetes; Helotiales; Sclerotiniaceae
Source: the annotation of a GenBank genome assembly